Molecule: messenger RNA, 1732 nt
Organism: Planococcus citri (citrus mealybug)
Lineage: Eukaryota; Metazoa; Arthropoda; Insecta; Hemiptera; Pseudococcidae
Product: integrin-linked protein kinase-like
Exons: 8
Coding region: 160-1506 (448 amino acids)
Biological process (GO): signal transduction; protein phosphorylation
Cellular component (GO): cytoplasm
Molecular function (GO): ATP binding; protein kinase activity; protein binding
Source: RefSeq, a predicted model, not a curated record
CUUAUCCUUGAUACAUUUUUAGGUUUUUUUUUUGGUGAUUCAUUUUCUUGAAUUUUACAUUGUAGCAACUGUUCAUUUUUAAUCGAUUACUUUACCAUCUAAAAUGGUAAAAUUAUGUGCCAAUUAGUCGUACACGUAUAAUCAAAUCAAUAAUUCAUAAUGGAAGACAUAUUUCAUUGGUGUAGAGAAGGAAACACUCUGCAAGUACGAGUAUGGCUCGACGACACAGAAAAUGAUAUGAACCAAGGGGAUGAUCAUGGCUUCAGUCCGUUACAUUGGGCCUGCAAAGAAGGACAUUAUAAAAUCGUUGAUUUAUUAUUAUCCAGAGGAUCGAGAAUUAAUGCCACUAAUCGAGGUGAUGAUACUCCUUUGCAUUUAGCCGCUGCGCAUGGCCAUCGGGAUAUCGUCAAUUUGUUACUAAGAAACAGAGCUGAUAUCAAUUUUACAAAUGAACAUGGUAAUACUCCAUUACAUUACGCCUGUUUCUGGGGCUAUCAGCAAGUUGCUGAGGAUUUAAUUGCCCAUGGAGCCAUCGUUUCAUUAGCUAAUAAAGAUGGCGAUACACCUUUGGAUAAAGCUAGAGGAUCUUUGGCUAAACGAUUCCAUGAAUUAGCUGUUGAAAAUGGCCAAGAUUUGAAAAAAAUCAAUUUCAGAGACCAAAGCUGGUUAGGUUUAAAAACUCGAAGUCGCGACGCGACCUUAUCACGCCAUAAAGGUAUCAAUAUAGCAGAUCUGUCCCUCCACACGAAGCUCGGAGCAUCACACAAUGGCGAAACAUGGCGAGGACGUUGGCAGAAAAAUGACAUCGUUGCCAAAAUCCUCAACGUUCGUAAUUGUACAGCUCGAAUUUCCAGAGACUUCAACGAAGAAUAUCCAAAACUGAGGAUAUUCUCGCAUCCAAAUAUCCUACCGGUGAUCGGAUGCUGCAAUUCGCCUCCAAAUUUAAUCGUCAUUAAUCAGUAUAUGCCAUGGGGAUCGCUUUAUACUCUUUUACACGAAGGAACUGGUGUAGUGGUAGAUGCCGCACAUACGUUACGUUUUGCAGUAGAUAUAGCUCGUGGAAUGGCAUAUUUACACAGCUUGGAACGUAUCGUACCCCAAUAUCUACUCAACAGUAGACACGUUAUGAUCGACGAAGAUUUAACUGCCCGAAUAAACAUGGCUGAUGCGAAAUUUUCAUUUCAAGAAAAAGGUCGUAUUUAUUACCCGGCUUGGGUAUCGCCCGAAGCUUUACAAAAGAAAGCAUCGGAUCGUAAUUUGGAAUCGUGUGACAUGUGGAGCUUUGCUAUUUUAUUAUGGGAAUUGUCCACUAGAGAAAUACCUUUCGCAGAAUUUUCGCCUAUGGAAAUCGGACUAAAGGUGGUCAAUGAAGGAUUACGCGUAGCUAUACCAAAUAGUGUUUCAGCUCAUAUGGCCAAAUUAAUUAAAAUCUGUAUGAACGAAGAACCUGGUAAACGACCCACCUUCGAAAUGGUUCUGCCUAUUUUAGAAAAAAUGAAACGAUAAUUUUUACUAUCGAACUAACCAAUUUGCUACUCACAUAAUGAAUGACCUGGAUGGUAGUCUUCCAGUAUUAUAUGCCUUACAAUCAUGUUUUCUCUUUCAAAUGACGAUUGUUACCUGGUAAUUUUUUUUUACUAAUAUCAAAAGUUUUAUUAAUAGUUUCAUCUCUUCUUUUAUUUUUUUUUGUAAUCUUUCAUUUCUUAUCGAAUAAACAGUUAUUUUUAUUUUA